Papaver somniferum (opium poppy) is the source of this 1077-nucleotide messenger RNA. Its product is annotated as transcriptional regulator SUPERMAN-like. Lineage: Eukaryota; Viridiplantae; Streptophyta; Magnoliopsida; Ranunculales; Papaveraceae. The transcript is spliced from 2 exons. The coding region runs from base 95 to 853 and encodes 252 amino acids. The record is from RefSeq and is a predicted model, not a curated record.
GAAAACAUAUUGGUUUGUCUCAUCUCUCUUUCUCUAAUUUACUGAUCUCCGUGUAGUUCAUCAUUACAUCAAUUCUUGUUUCAAGCUAUAAGUUAUGGUUGAAUCGUCAAAACAAAAAAUGGAGAGAACCCUCAUCAACAAGAACAACAACAGCAACAAAGUUAAGGAAACAUGGGAAUACAACAGAAGUUAUAGUUAUGGGAAAGAAACUUUAGGCAAUAAGUUCUCAUGGCCACCAAGACCUUACACAUGUAGUUUCUGUAAAAGGGAAUUUAGAUCUGCUCAAGCUCUUGGAGGGCAUAUGAAUAUUCAUAGGAGAGAUAGAGCUAGGUUGAACCAAUCAAUUCCUUGGGACAUUAACCAAUAUCAGCAUGCUAACUUCAUUAGCACAAACCCUAAUUUUCACCCAUCAUCCUCUACUGCUGCUGCUUUCACUAAUCACCAUUUUCCACCUGCAGCCUACCCUUCUACAAUUGCUUACCCGCUGCCUAGUAGUACUACUCCUCCAUCUAUCACUGCUUGUUCGUCAUCAACACCACCUUCUACUGAGGACAAUAUUAGGAUAAAAUCAUUUAUAAGUUCAUCUUCUUUCAGUCAGUUGUCGAGCACGAAAGGCCAGGAGAAUGCAAAUAACAGCACCACAACUACUUUACCUAUGAUGGAUAUGUUGUCGGAAGUUGGAGACAGACAUCAGCUUGAGGAUUUUAUGAAUGAGAAUUACAAUCACCACCAUUACUGUGGAAGCAACAACAACAUGAAGAUUUAUGGUGAAAAUGUUAGGCUCGAUUUGGAGAUUGGCUUGUGCUGUGAAGAUGACUUAGAUUUGGAGCUGAGGCUUGGGUUUUCUUCAUAAGUACUCUCAUCAUCAACAGUGUUUUAGAUCAGAUUUCUAGUGUUUAACUACCUUCAACUUCAUUAAUUAGACCUAUCUCUUGAUGAACUUCUGCAUGCAUGGAUCAUCAAUCUCUUAUGUUUUUACCUCUUAAUUACUUGUUUAAAAAGUGAUUAAUUAAUUAUGAAUUUGCUCAAUUAUGACUAAUGAGUAACCAUUGUGACAUGUGAUUUUUGUUUCUUUCU